Molecule: messenger RNA, 1167 nt
Organism: Numida meleagris (helmeted guineafowl)
Lineage: Eukaryota; Metazoa; Chordata; Aves; Galliformes; Numididae
Gene: C1QTNF3
Product: C1q and TNF related 3
Exons: 6
Coding region: 72-1016 (314 amino acids)
Molecular function (GO): protein binding
Source: RefSeq, a predicted model, not a curated record
UCCUGGUGCAGCAAAGAGGCUCUCCUUCUGCAAGACUUUUGCUGGACUCCUGAGAAAUUAUUUUGAAUAACAUGGCAGAGAAGGAUUUCAUCAGUUGGCAUCUGCUGGCUUUAUUUUUUCUUCCAUUUUGCCUGUGUCAAGAUGAAUACAUGGAGGUGAGCAGAAGAUCUUAUAAACCAGUGGCCAAAGUAUUGCAAAGUCACCACCAAACUGGCCACAAAGGUUCCAGAAGCAGGGAAAUUUUGAAACAGCGGAGUCAACUUAUAGAGUGGACUGUUGCUAAUAGCUCUUCUACAGACCAAAAUGUUCUGAGACCAGAGGUAGAUGAUGUAGAACUGACUACCUCAGAUAGAGUCCAGCCCCCACAAACUGGACCGCAGAAUCCAGACUGUAGCUCCUGCUGCCGUGGUGACUUUGGAGUUCGACUCUACCAAGGGCCCCCAGGACCCCCUGGACCCCCUGGGAUGCCAGGAAAUCAUGGAAACAAUGGCAAUAAUGGAGCAACCGGCCAAGAAGGAGCCAAAGGUGAGAAAGGAGACAAAGGAGAUAUGGGACCGAGGGGAGAGCGUGGCCAUCAUGGGCCCAAAGGCGAAAAGGGUUACCCUGGGAUCCCUCCGGAGCUACAGGUUGCAUUCAUGGCUUCCAUGGCCACUCACUUCAGCAACCAGAACAGUGGGAUUAUCUUCAGUAGUGUUGAAACCAAUGUUGGGAAUUUCUUCGAUGUAAUGACUGGGAGAUUUGGUGCUCCAGUGAAUGGGGUGUAUUUCUUCACCUUCAAUAUGAUGAAACAUGAAGAUGUGGAGGAAGUGUAUGUGUACCUGAUGCAUAAUGGCAACACAGUAUUCAGCUUGUAUAGCUAUGAAUCAAAAGGGAAGGCGGACACUUCAGGAAACAGUGCGGUGCUAAAACUUGCCAAGGGAGAUGAAGUUUGGCUGCGGAUGGGAAAUGGAGCCCUCCAUGGGGACCACCAGCGCUUCUCCACCUUUGCUGGGUUUCUUCUGUUUGAAACCAAGUAAAGAAGAAAACAGCCAAAUAGCCGUUUACAUGAAGAAGCUCUUUUUGGAACUGCAUUUUUUUUCUGGACUGUGGAAUUGUUAAGGUCAGGAAGGCUUGUUUUGAUGCAAUGCAUUGCUUUUUCUGUAUCAGAGAUGAGCUGAAUACAUUGAG